Molecule: messenger RNA, 3265 nt
Organism: Folsomia candida
Lineage: Eukaryota; Metazoa; Arthropoda; Collembola; Entomobryomorpha; Isotomidae
Gene: GLS
Product: glutaminase kidney isoform, mitochondrial
Exons: 20
Coding region: 279-2666 (795 amino acids)
Biological process (GO): L-glutamine catabolic process
Molecular function (GO): glutaminase activity; protein binding
Source: RefSeq, a predicted model, not a curated record
UUGUACAUACAUUUUGACGUUUUUGAAUGAAACUUGUGCAAAAUUUUACAUUAUUGGCAAAAGUGAGCUGCCUGCAUGCAAAACUUUAUUACUUGAGACGCUAAAAGUUUUUGGUUUUUCGGUGUAUGUCAAGUGUACAUAAUAUGCCACACUAGUUGAGAUGCUCUUGUUUCUACAAGUGUAAAAAUUAGCACAAACGCCUUCUUCAAGUGUUCCAUUAUUCAUAGCCUUCCGCUGGCAAUUUGAGCAACGUCGCUAAUUUGAAGAAAAUAAGAGUAAUGCCGUUCUUCAAAGGAACACGCCCAGUGCAAGGAGUCGCUGAGAAUCAGCACAAACCAAUUAGACGGUUCAAAAGCUUAUCUGGAGCUCUAAACACAAUCCAUCACGCGUAUGAAAAACGAUUUUCAAAACGAAACAAAACGAGAUCAAACUCAUUAGAAACAGACACAAAAUCCGAGGGAAGUGGAAGUGAAAAGAUUCAUGAGAACGAAGUUGGAGAAGGGUUGGAAGAUUUUGAAGAUUCGGCAGAGUCCGAAAUGGACAUAAAGUUGGAGAUGAACGGUAAAAUUGAGAGGAGUGGGCCGCGCUACGUCAGCAAGACCAAUCAACCGCAUGUAUCAGUUUUAAAGAAAUCUCAGAACCUGCAGAAUCCUAAGGUUACUAUUUCAGAUUCAAAAUCACAAUCACCACCAGAAACUCCAAAGCGUACCAAGAAAUUCGUAGAAGCUCAAAAACUAGAAGCACAAAAAGAUAAAAAGAAGCAGCGCGCACGAAGCGCAAGCAUUGUGUGGGUGGACUAUAUGACACAGGACGAUGUGUCUACAAACGAUGAUGCUGGAAGAUACGACGACCGUGGGAACGAAGCCGACCUUUCGCGUAAAUCAUUGUCGUCAGAACAAGCUGGUGCAAAAAGGCAAACUUGGUUUACAGAAGCUGACGCUGCGACAGUGCCAGACGAUUCAGAUUGUGAUGAAUCAAGUUGUGAAGUAAACAGAUAUCCAAGAAAAGAUUCGAUGGCACCCUCGCUUUCACUUAGAAAUUCCACUAUUAAGACUCCCGAACCAGAACAGCCUCAUCGAAAUGUGGACGACCUCAUAUUUGACAUGUUUCAAGAUAAGGACGCAGAUGUUGUUUUGGUUGGAAAUUUACUUGCCGCCUUAGAGAAAACUGGUUUGCGGAGAUCCGACCCACGACUUUUAGAGUUGUUUGAAAAUUUGAAGCGAGUUCACGCUGAGCAGGAGAAAGCAUUUCCUAAAAAGAACAUUGGAUCAAUUGAAACGUUAACCUUGGAUCGGGAGACCUUCAAAACUGUUAUCACUGACAAUAUUGUCCUUAUAUCUCGUGCAUUUAGACAACAGUUCAUAAUACCAGAGUUUCAGCAGUUUUGUAAAACAAUUGAAGAAAUGUUCAUCAAGAUGAAAUCAGUGACUGGCGGAAAAGUUGCACAGUAUAUUCCCCAACUGGCUCGUAUGGAUAAGAAUUACUGGGCCGUUUCCAUUUGCAGCAUUGAUGGGCAACGCCAUUCCAUCGGACAAACUACUAUCCCGUUCACUCUUCAGUCUUGUUCUAAACCUCUGACGUAUGCCAUUGCUCUCAAUGAGCUUGGAUCUGAGACGGUCCACCAAUAUGUUGGCCAAGAACCAUCAGGGAGAAUGUUUAAUGAGUUAGUCUUGGACUACAAUAAAAAGCCACAUAAUCCUAUGGUCAAUGCUGGAGCGAUUAUUGUCUGCUCCUUACUAAAAACAAUGGUCCGACCAGAGCUGACAUUGGCCGAGAAAUUCGAUUAUACACUGCAAUAUUUCAAAAGAAUGGGCGGUGGAGAGUACGUAGGGUUCAACAACUCAACAUUUUUGUCUGAAAGGGAGUGUGCCGAUAGAAACUAUGCUCUUGGCUUUUAUAUGCGUGAACACAAAUGUUUCCCUGAAGGAACAAACUUGAAGGAAUGUCUCGAUUAUUAUUUUCAGUGUUGUAGUAUGGAAACAAAUUGCGAAACCACGGCUGUGAUGGCUGCGACAUUAGCCAAUGGUGGAAUAUGCCCUAUUAGUGGGGAAAAGGUGCUGAAAUCAGAUUCUGUUAGAGAUGUUCUAUCCCUCAUGCACAGUUGUGGAAUGUACGACUACUCUGGACAAUUUGCAUUUAAGGUCGGGCUACCUGCAAAAUCGGGUGUUAGUGGAUGCAUUAUUUUGGUGGUACCAAACGUGUUGGGAAUGUGUAUCUGGAGUCCUCCACUGGACGUCCUUGGCAAUACUUUCCGAGGUGUUGCCUUUUGCCAGGAACUAGUUGAAAUUUUCAACUUCCAUAAGUAUGACAACUUGAGGCAUGCAUCACAUAAACUAGACCCCAGACGCCAUAGGUACGAAACAAAGGGGUUGAAUAUCGUGAAUCUCUUGUUCUCUGCGGCAUCCGGCGAUGUGACAUCCAUGAGAAGACACCAUUUGUCUGGAAUGGACAUGUCGGCUGGUGAUUAUGAUGGGCGAACAGCGUUGCAUUUGGCCGCAGCAGAAGGUCAUUUGGAGUGCGUGGAAUAUCUUCUUCGGCACUGUCAUGUGAGCCACAAACCCUUAGACAGAUGGGGACAUUUACCAUUGGACGAUGCUGAACGAUUUGGACAUGAGGAUGUUUCAGCAUUUUUGAAGCAAUGGAACACUGAUAAUCCUAGCGUGUAAUAUAAAUUUAGGAACUGACUAAUUAAAGAACAAAUCAAUAAGCGUGGUAGCCAACCUUGUAUACCUCCCAGCCCACACCUAAUGGUAGAUUCGAUCAUAUGUAUAUAAUUAGUAAUUUUCCUAAAUACCUAAAACAUUUAAAUUUCACGAAUCUGCCAUAAGAAUAACAUCGAGUUCAUUCCGUCAUGUAAAUUUCCACAAGUUUUUUUCUUUAUUUGGUGAGAUGUCAUUGCAUGUGUAUGUGUGCGCACUCUUACCUACAGUCAAAACUUGUGAUGUCGUUUUAAGCAAUUAAGGUUGUUAUUGUUCCGCUCUUGGUAAAGUGGUGACAGAAUUUCAUGCACAAUACAUAUGUACAUAUGGUGACAUCAUAAUAUAAUUGUCUGCUCCUAUCAGAAAUUGUUUAUCUAAUUAUGAUAUGUCCGCCUGGAUGAUGAUUAAUGUAUGCAUGUGAGUCCGAGAACAUGAAAAGUCAAAAAAAUUAAAAAGUGCUAAAUCUGACAAUAAUGAAUUUGAGAGCACAAAGUCAAUUACUGUAGACGGUGUAUCAAUAUCAUUAUACACGAGGGCAAUAAACAUAGAUUCUUAAAAAAACGAAA